This is a messenger RNA of Porites lobata, 11232 nucleotides long. NCBI's taxonomy places the organism in Eukaryota, Metazoa, Cnidaria, Anthozoa, Scleractinia, Poritidae. The record is from the annotation of a GenBank genome assembly.
AUGGCAAGCGACCAAUUUUGGCUUUUUACGAGUGAUAUUUUGGAAGUAUCGAUCCACGACUUGGUCGAUAGCACCGGCAAACAAGUCGACCCGUCAUUGUUUGGGUCCUCAAGGAGGAAAGACAAUGUUAUUGUUGCAACACUGUUUGGUAUCCUUGGCCGAUCCUUACGCCGAAAGAAUGUAGAUCGUGACGAUAAAUUCUUUGGUUCGAGCGAGUUUAAGGCGACCAGAGAAGGUCUGAAUUCCAUGCAACUUGAAAAUAUGGCGGGAAACAAUUCUCCCGCCAUGAUCUUUCCCGAGACGCCUCCACCAGAUCCAGAUGAAUUCGAAGCCAUAGACACUACGAAAGCUUCAUCGAUCACUAUGGGCCUUGGGAAGCUGCCCUCUGAAACCCUGCAAGAGGUAGAAAAAAUUGCUGGUCCUCGACUGAAAUCAAAACUCGCGGGAAAGUUCGCGAAGGAGAGUUUGGAAGUGGUUAGAGCAACUGUUUCGUCGUGUGGAGAAGAUCUCGGAAAGGUUCUGGGUUAUGGGUUCCUGUACGCCGGCGAAGAAAAUGAAGCGUUUGUGCGAGAGGCCGUGUCUUCCACUGUCCUCACGGUAGCAGAUAAGAAAGGAGUAAGAAAGGCCUUCACGACAUUGCUGAAAGAAAAUGUAUACGAUGAUUAUGUCAAUUCAUUGAGGGUGCCUGAUUGGAUUCAGCUUUACGUGAAACUUGCUACAAAGCUCCCCAACAAAUCUUGGCAAACCCUUUUGAAUUUUUUAAACAUCGGCCGUAGCGGGGUAAGUCUAUUUUGCGUUUCUUUGUAUCUUCUACAAAUAUUAUAAUUUAGUAGAAACACAUGUUAAUCGCUGCAAUACACGAGGACUAUACGGAACUAUUGUUCUUAUGAUCACUUUGUAAACUGUCAAUAUUACUGCUUUUGUGUGAAAGUGUAAUGGUGAACUGUUAGAUUCAAUUUAUUUAAAUGGAUAUGAGUGGAUAUUUUCAAUUUGAUUAAAGCCCUAGUAGGAAAACAGGAAAUAUCUUAUUUUGUCAAUUUAAAGGCUGGUGAGUGGCCGACAACUGUUAGUAAAAGUGAGUAAAAAAUCACAUUGUACUGAGCUAGGAAACUGAUACAAAAAUUAAAACUUUAUUUUACAAUGAUUUACAAUGUAAUUAUAUAAACUUUAUUCUGUGUAGGUUAUGAGGAUUUUAACAUUAUCAGAGAUUUUGAACUUUGGCCAAUGUCAGGUGGUGAUCUUUUCAGGUCUGCUGCUUUAGACUAUCUUGAAAAUGAUAUUCACUGAGCAAAGGUAUUGCAGUAGGACUUCUGACCUAAGACAGCUGUAGCUUCUCUCUUAGAGCUAGUUUUAAAUUGUGGAAUGUGUCUGUUUAUUAUACAGAAAGCUAUUGAUGCUGGUCUUCUGCUGACCACAAAUAAAAUCCGUGCUCAGAAAGAUCUUGUCUUUUCUGUGACAAGAAACAUAUUCCAGUUGGAACCCCUUGCUGAGUCCAUACGUGGUUGUAGCAUAAGUUUGAAAAUGGCUGUGGCAUGGCAAAUCAGGCAAAGCCGUUUGCAUCAAGCAACGAUCUCGAAGAUGCAGGAGUUCAAUUUGAAGCUUGAUGGAAGACCUCUUGGAGGUAUGUAUACAAAAUACCCAUUGUCUCCAUCAGAUAUGCCUUAGUAUGAUGAAACUUUAAUGAGUUGACCUUAUCAAAUUAUGUAUAAAAUACACAACUACAAGUGAAAUUUUUUAACCCGCUAUGAUGAUUUGACCUUUCUUUACUAAUUUGCCAUCUUAGCCCUAUAGAUUUACAGGUUGAACAAUUUGAACUUGAAAACUGAAACUGUUUUAAAUGAAAAUAAUUUCUAUCAGGCUCAAAUUAAGUCAUCAGCAUCACACAUGUAAGCUAGUAUAAUUACAUACAUACAUACAUGCAUGUAUACAUGCAUACAACAUGAUCUUUAUACUCGACUUUCAGAGUAAUAUCCUCAGUUCUAGAACAAAAAGAGUAAAAGGAAGGAAAAGAGAAAAAUCUAUUUACAUUGCGUUACAUUACACACAUGAAAAAAUAUUUAAAAUACCAUCAUGUGUCUGAAAGGAGAUUACUUUCAGGAGUCUUCUUUAACCAGUUAAAGUUACUGGCUCAGUUUGCAAAGCUGAUAGACACUGUAUAUUUAUUAGAUUCUGACUUCUUUGAUUCCUUCAAUCUGUAACACAGGGAGAGAGCAAGUGUCCGCUGGAAUUGUUCCUAUUAAUUCAACAACUGCAGGGAAUACUACGAAGGGUUGUCAGAGUUCCUUGGCAGUUUACCCUCUUGCUAUUGCAAACUGUUCAGAGAAAAGGUAUGUCUAAAAUAGGUUGCCAUCACAUACAUGGGAACAAAACUGAGUAUUUGACUUUUUAAGCCAAUCAUAGUGAGCAAUAUAAUUAUAUAUUUUUUUAUAACCUUUAAUCAAUCAGAUGUUUGACAUCUAACUAAAAAUCUCCAUUCUGUUCACACCUUCAUGCAUUAUGUAAGAUUUUUUUUGCCUGCAUUCUCCUGUUUUUUAAUUAGGAGUGAAUUGAAAAAGAUGGUCAUCAGGUUGAAUGAAGAAAAGAAGAUCCUUAACCCAUUCGCUCCUGGAGAUUUUGCCGAAAAACGCGUUUUGAAGCUAGUCGAGUGGUUUUCUGGUCACUGUCGUGCUAUAAAGAGCUAAAACUUACCACAAACCGGUUUACAGGUCGUACACUUGGCGGCCUUCUGAUCCAGAUGCAAAAUAUCAGCUAGCGAAGUUCGGGCAUGCGCAGAAAGCAAAAUUUCGACAUAGUUUUUGGGUUUAAAAGUGACACAGCAGUCUUGACUUUUACUUUUCGCUUUCUCUCCUCCCUUCUUUUUUCGCUUUUCUUGCCUCAUUUUUUUUUUCUCUUGCUGGGCAUUUAGUAGGCUUUAUUUUGGUGGGAAGAGUUUUUAGGAAAGCUUUUAGGAUCUUAGGAUUAGGUGAAAGGAAAGGUAGGUGGGUAAUGGAACAAGAUUUUCAUGGAGAUUUUCAGGUCCUUCCCGUACGAACGACGCAACGCUGCCGCAGCGCUGCAGCAGUUCACUUUUAUGGUUGCACAGCGCUUAAGCGUCUGUAAAGCAGUGCUCGUGAGUCGCUAAAGCAGAGAACGUCACAUUUCGUGCACUGCGAAAGCGCUGCAAAAUUUUGCCACGGUAAAGCAGCGGUAAAGCAGCGCUGCGGGCCGCUGCUUAAAAGCUGCAAUGAGACUUAGAUAUAAACAUUGAAACCACUCCAUAUGACAACCUGAAUACAAGCGACGCUUGAGGCUGCAUUAUCGCUGCACAACGCUGCAGAUACCAAAUAAGGACUUAAAGAUCUUCAAAAUUAAAACCCUGGAGAGCAAACCCGUACGAAACUUGCAGCGCUGUACGGCGCCACAAAAUAGCUGUACAGCUAAAUUACAGCUGUUUAGCAGCAUUUUAGAAGCCAAACAACAGCUUAAUCCAAGUUGCAGCGGGAUGCAAAAGCGCUGGUGCUGCCUUUGAAGCUCUCAGCAGCAGUUUUGCAGCGCAGUUGCCGACUUUCAAUAGCUGCAGUAACGAUACAAUUCAGCUACGCUGGAUCUGAUAGCACAACGUUCUUGAGCGCUCAUAACAUGAACCGCCAGAAAAGCCUUUUGCCACAGAUUACGGCUUUCAUAACGAGAAAACUUUGACUGUACCUCUAAGAAAUGUGAGUAAGCUUAUACGCGGGGAAGAUCACUUAUUGAAUAAACCUCCAAAUUCUAUGCUUUUGGAAUAAAGAUUUCAAUAAAUUUUAUUCCGUGACUGGCGAGUGUGGGAAUGUUAUCGCUAAUUCCCUGGAGACAUUCUAGGCUGUAAUCUAAUUGGUCGGCACUUUUGCAUCAGAUCACAUUACAUCGCUGGACAAACAUUUGCGACCGUUGAAUGAAAGGCGCAAACAUUCAUACAUUGUAAGUGUUUAGCAUCUAGUUCAGUGUUUCGAGGUGGAAGUUCUGUUGAUGUUUUUGGAUGGAACAGCUCAAAGGUAUUUGUAAACAACGGCACUGUUCAGUGAAUUCUACGCGAAGUACCGACGAAUCGAACCAGAGCAAGCAACACAGAUACAAGAAUCUGAGCUGGGGUACGCAUGUAUUUACAAGAUUCAAACGUUCACGAUGAUGUACGUUCCUUAGUCCAUUGUAAAUUUAACGACGACCAAGGUAAAAUUGGGUUGAUUUUUUCAUGAAAACAGUGACGGCAGAUCGUGGAUCAUGGACAAAACGUCAAGGUGAGCGAUGUUAGGCUGUUGCAACGAAUCAAAACAUCAUUUGGCUGCUGUCCGUGCAAACUUUAUGUAGAACAAUCGCUCUUAUUCUCUUUAUUUUAAAAAAAGAUAAACUUCAAUGUCGGCAUGUUAAGGGAUGUUCUUACAUUUAGAUGAGUGACCGUGAUUGCUGAAUAUUUACAAAGCGAGACUGUCGUAGAUUUUUUAUAUGUCACCUGCUUUUGUAACGUGUACGCGUGAAUACUAAUAAAGUAUCAGUUGCAUUUUGUAUUUCUUGUGGUUUUUACUCCGCUACUAUAAGGCCUCUUGUCAACUCCUUUACCAUGUCUCAUGAUUAUUGUAUUGUUGAAGUCUGCAUUUCUUUUUUUUGUACAACUGUUCUUGGCAGCGCUUCACUAACGCUGCACAGCGCUGCAUAAAAGCUGUUUAUCGACCGUAUGGCCUCGUGUGGCUAUUUUUUUGCAUCUUUACGGCAGCGCUCCUGCAGCUCUCAGUGUCGCUACCGCAGCGUUCACGCAGUCACAAAAAUGCACUGCUGCAGCGAACGGAAAACAGCGUUCGUGCAACCUUUCUGCAGCGCUCGUUGCAGCGAUAAUAAGUCGCUAAAGCAGCGCUGUUUUAACGUCUUCUGUAUCGUACGGGCCUUGUCACGUGGUUUUUUGCUUCUUUCUCCUGUGUCCUUGACUGAAUUGUGCUGAUUCUGGUAUGGUUUGAAAGAUCUCUUCACUCUGCACGAGUUAGCGAAGAAAGUUGUCCUUGACCGCUAAAACUGAUGACGUCACAAAGGGUAGAAAGGACCUGGAUCUGCACGGGCGGUUACGGGCGGUUCAGGGGCGAAUGGGUUAAUCAAAAAACCUAAAAAGGGCCUUUUACCAACUUUUUCACCUAAUUUUACAUGAAAUAGACAGAUUUGGUUGUUUUAUGCUGAAAAGUGGAUUUUUUUCAAAAAGCUUGGUACUCUGCUUAAAGAGGAGGGUAUCACUGUAGAUGGUAUACACUAUGACGUUUCAUUUACAGGUACUCUUAAGACUUGUUACAAAAGAGAUUUGUUUUGAAAGGGUACCUAAGGCAGCUUGUAGGUUGUCUUUAGUGGUUGUUUAGGCCAAUUAACUAUAAAUCUCCCUUCUAAAAAUCUGCUGUCAUAUAUGAUAUUUUAAAUGAUCUGCUGAUUAAAAGAGGUUGGUAGCAAUAUUAACUUUCUGUAUUAUUGUUUUAGUAUGUAGCUGCAAUGCUGAAUAUAAUUGUCAAAUUGUUGCGGCCGACACACUAACAUAUGCAAUCAAAGUACUGUAGCUUGGCGAUCAAUGAUCAACAAAGUAAGCCAAAAGCUAAAUCAUGCAGGGUGCAAAGAAAAUUAUUUUUUCAAGUAGCCCCAAAAGCUAUUUUGACGAGCAGAAUUGAUUUCACAGUUCUUGUUAUUCAAAUUCCUCAAAACACAUCACUUGCCUGUAGGGCAAGUUAAAAACAGAAUUCACUUAAGCGUGAUAGCAAAAUCCACUAUCCUCGGGCUAUCGCACACUACUUUCUUUCCAUGCUGUAAAUUAACCAAGAUUCUAAUGGUACAAUCUGUAUUACAUAUUGAGGAAUUGUUGUUAUUACUAAUAAAUUGAUUGUAAUAAUAGUUUAUACCACUUUGACAUUAUGGCUGUAAAUUUCUUAAUCUUUGCUGCAGUGACUCUUGAUUUGAAAUGCCUGUACCUGUUUCUUGAAAAGCUUCAUGAUGAGAACUUUGUGCUGGCUGGAAGGGGAAUCGAAAUUGAAUUUUGCUUCUUAUGUCAUGCUCUGCGGGUAUGUGCAGUCACUCAUCAUUUUUUUAUUAUCAUUUGCUUUUGGAGGGAACAAAGUUGUCAACAAACUUGUUAACAAUAUUGUAGUCCUGUUGUAAGAAGAUGUUGAUGAUGAAGAUGAAAAGUGGAUGGCAAUAAUGAUACUCCUAAAGGAGAUAUUGAUGUUUAUAUGUUAUGUAACCCUUCAUGGUUUACUGUAAUGACCAAAAGUAUACAAGAAUGUUAUUUUUAAAUGCUUUUGACAGGCCUGCCAAGAACAUUGGGGUGGUUCCUUUGAUGAGGUGUGCCUUACCUGCCUCCAAUCUAAGGCGAAUAUCGGAAGGUUAGUUAACCACAGUGACAGAUUAUAAUGCUAACUAUUAUAAUAAUAAUUUAUAAUUUACCAGUGAUACAGUUUGCAUAUGGUGCUGUGGAAUACUAUUACAGCAUGUAACACUGAAGCUGACACAGAGGCCACUAUUAUUUUUUUUUCUGAAUUUAACAUGAUUCUUAUAAUUAAGGAUAAUAACAAGAACUUUUAAAAUUUCCUUUCCUCAAAGAUGGUCUGGAAUUCGAGAUGAUCUCUUGUUUCUGUUGGAUGAGGACCUGAGCAAUGUUUCCCUAUGCGCACUUCACAGUGAGAUGAGGAACACAGAGCAGCUCCUAGGUUCCCUUGGUCUAUUUGCCUACAGGUGCAAUUCCCUCAGUGAAUGCAAUGAAGCCCUAAGCCAGUAUGGUCCUGAAUUGUCAAGGGGAUAUGACCGGAUAAAAGUGAAACUUCGCCAGGGCCAACAGACUGCAGUUGACAAGAACAACGUAUCUGUUGCAUCCUUCUCUGGUAAUCAAAACUUUUUGGCCAUAAGCCAUUGAUAAGCAACAUUAAAUUUGCUUUUUACAGGAUCCACCCAUUCUCUAACUUAAUACAUUUUAAUAUCAUUGAUCCUCAACGUUUCCUUAUGAUAAUAUAUUACCAAAAAUCAGGAAGCAAAAUAAUGUAGAUUGCUAGUAAUGAGUUUGAGGUUGGAUGCUAAAGUCCAAACUUAUUUACAGGUUUAAACUAUGCUGAAUAAUUAGGUUGAUUAUACCUUAUACCCACCUAUCAUGCACUGUCUGUUUUCUCACAUGAGCUUUUUUGUAGGAAAUACUGAGAGAAAGAUUCUUGAGAAUACUGAUGUCAUCGUUGACAAGUCUUUACCAAAGGGCAAAGUUGAAGGCUAUUACAAAGAGGUGAAUGGUGCCUCCCGAGAUGUGAUCUUAGGCUACGUGACAUUUACUAAUGCAACCAAGGAGGUAUGAUGGUUUUCGUAAUUUUGUCAGAUGUCAGAAAACUUUCACGUCAGGGAAAAUCAAUAUGCAUUUCAUUUCACUAUUGACUUUUAUAUCCUUUUGUGGGUUGCACGAUAAACUGACUUGAAGUGGAGUGAUGUGCUGGCAAUUGUUUAGCAGGGAAACAAGAAAUGAAACAAAAUCAACCCAGAACAAUUUUUUAAUUAAUUUCUUAGGACUUGAAGGAAGCCACUUUAUAAUUCCAUGCUUCAGGUCCCCAAGAAUUGUUAAGCCAGAUUUAGCUACAGACUAUAUUAAGUUCAUUGACUAAGCUGGCAAUAACAGGAACUGAAAAUUACUCUAAACACUGGUGCUUAUCGGUCAUGUUUUUUUGACAGUAUGUUGAGGACAUCUUACAAACUGGAAAGUUCAAGAGAGACUUUGGCAAAUUCCAGGAGGAUGUCAGUUUGGAUGAUGCUAAAGGUGAUCAUUUGAACAAAAGUAAUAGGUUUACAGGGGAUGGACAAACUGUUGGUCAUUUCUGACAAAUAUUUAUGUUGUAUUACGUUUAGAUAUUGUGUCCUGACGAAUUGAUUUUUUUUGUUAUACCAUAUGACAAGGAAACAAUGUGAAAAAAUCCCCUCCCUUCUUUUUUGUCUCAACAAAAUGGAGAUAAUUUGGUCAGACUUAAUGUCCUUUCAAGAAAGGAAAGUAACACUAUUUGCAACCCUCAUGGGACUAGUACAAACCCGCACACUAUGUUCUUUAGGAUCAGCUAAAGAUCUAUGAAUACUACAGUAUUCUGGUAUUUAAAUUUAGACAUGUGUAGCCUGAAUUUCAUGAACAUCUUUAUUUGGGGUAAUUGUUUCUUAAGAUCUAAAGAAGUUUCUGCAAGGUGAGAAGGAGGUUUUGUCAAAAGAGCUGGAAGAGGUUGAGCAAAAAUUCAUUGCCUGUGAGCAAACCUCUGGACCUUCAGCUCCUAUUGAUCCACCAGCAAAGAAAAAGGGAAGGAAGAGGAAAUCUGCACAGACAUGUGAGAAGUCUGAUUCAUCUUCAGCAAUGGCAGAACUUGCAGCCUCUCUUCAGAUCUCUCAUUUCCACAAGGUUUGUGAGCACUCGUGUUGAUCUUGUUUUUAAGUGAUAUUUUUCACCAAAAUUUAUAUCAUAACAAUUAAAGCACUGUGUGCUGGUUGAGGGUACCAUUCAAGAAUGCUGGGGUAGGAGUUAUAGAUAAUUAUAGCUUUCAGGUGUUCUGCUUAAGGCCAGGAAUCUAAUUCCAUACCAAUUCUUAUAACAACACAAGCUAAUAAACUUUAAUUCUCCACUGACUCAAAGUUUCUCUUUACAUUAAUGCAGGCCUUUAAAGGAUGGAAUGAAAUUGCUAAAGUAGUCAGAGAGAGUGAAUUUGAAGACAGCAGAGAUGAACAGAUAGACAUUUUUGAUGUCAAGGUAAAAUUUAUUCGAGGAACUAUUGCAUUCAAACAAGUAAAAUAUUUAAGAUGACACAUUAGUAUAGGCCAGUGAUAAUAUAAACAAUGAUGCUUAUGAAGAUAACAGCAACAAACAUAUAUACUGUUGUGCUUUUUAGCAAUUACCAAGUAAUGUGACGUCUAAUUUCGUGAUUUUACAUUUUUAUUUAACACUUUAGUGCAAGCUUUGGGGUUUCCUAUUGCGUCAUUUGUUUGGUGUCACUCUGGGGACUGGGGAUUAUGGCCAUCUAACUAUUGACCAUUCUGCUAUGCUGUUUCGCCUUCACCGCUCCUUUGCCAAGUACUCCAAUCAGGGAUUUGAGGCAUCGCACAAGGUUCAUCGAGCUCUUUAUUCCAGGGCAACCAAUCAUGACCAAGGAGGAGUCACUCAGUCUGGUAAGUUGAAAUAUCUAUUUUAACUGUGGAAAAUAGCUAUUUAUGUCUUCUUGGCAGCACAACUCUAAGUCAAUAAAAAUUGAAGCACUUCACAUCAGACUGUUUAGAAAGUUGGGUCUUGUAAGCAUAAACCAAUCAUUAAUAUUACCUAUUUUUGUUGACUUUGCUUCAAUAGUGGACCAGAUCAUAACCCAUUGGCUUUCAGAGAUGAUGCUAUUUUUACGAUACCAGUUUGUUAAAGCAAAGGAGUGUAUUGCAGAAGGUGUGUAAAGUAAUGUAGUUAAAAUUUUAUAUGGCAAAAUUGUGUUAGAUAUGCCUUAUAGGUUUCUGUUUGCUCAAAGUUUGAUACACUUGAUUCUGUUUAACCUUGUGACAGGUAAGAAAAACUUCUAUUUCCGUGGAUGUGGUUGGGCAAACAAAGCUGUCUCUUGGAGUACAGAAGACAAGAUCUGGAUAACAGCAAUGAAUCAGUUGUUUGAGUCACUGUAUGGAAAGGAUACUUUGAAGUAUGUUUUUGUUCAAGGCCAAGGUUCCAAGGUAGACGACAGUGACAGCCCCAUGCCUGUCUUCUACUAUGAUCAUAAGCUGUGGGAGGAAAACUAUGAAAGUUAUAUAGGGCUAAUUCAGUCUGAUUUUCCAAAGUCAAAGAAAUCUUUGACACCUCAGUUGGAUAUGUGUCCUCUACAGCCUGAGAUGUCCAGUUCCUCAACAGAGUCUGAAUAUGUGACAGUUGGUCUUCCAGGUACUUCCCUUACUGAAGAUAAUCCCACAUUACACAUUGAAGGUACCACAGAUAAUCCAGGUAUAUCUUUCAAUACCAUCACAGAUGAUAGUUCUCCCUCACAUGGAGAUAGCCCCAUGUCAACCAGUCUAUCAAGUUCUUCUGGCAUAGCAUCCAUUUCAGGGUCCGUUGCUCAAAACAGUGCAACACAUGUUGCCCAUGCUGACCUUACUACAACAGUAAGAGUUCAAUCUCCGAUGACAUGUCACUUGGAAGCCUGGCUUACAACUGUUGCAGGACUAACAAGAAGGGGCCUGAGCAACAUUGCUGUUCCUCCACCAGCUGCUGAAUGUCCCUUUGGUAGAAAUGUCACUGCGAUAUUUGGAACGUACCUUGAAAGUGAUCCCCUCUCUUUGAAAGAAAGGCCAGCUGAAAGAUUAGUAGAUGAGGCUGAAAAAGCAUUCAGAAGUGACCCUCAUUCGCAUCAGUCACCUGCAGCUGUUUCCAUUGGAAAUGUAGGAACAUUUUCCAGGGAUGGGAUUUCAGUGUUGCGCAAAUUCUGUGAGAUUUCAUCUCUGAAAUUGUCUGUUGUAAGUGAACAAAGGUGGUUAACAGAGAAUCAUGACGGUCUUAGUGUGGAUCAAAUAUCCUGCAUUAAAGAGGUGCUGUGGGAUCGGAGGACAGGUGAGUCGAUUUUGAGAGCUGGUAGGAAGUCCCUUGAUGUUUCAUCUUUCUCAACUCUGGUCGGUGAGAGGUACGUAGAUAAUUUUGUCAUUGAUGUCACGAUAUGGCACUACCUCCAAGAAUGUCUGAAUCAAGGAAGUUUGACGAGAGCACUUUGCCUGCCAUCGGAAACCCACACCUGGCUUGGGACAAACAGCCCUUGUUUUAUUCAGAGGAAGCUUGAGCAAGUAAUGUCAAAUUCUAGAAGGGAAGAACUGGAUGUCAUUCUGUGCCCGUUGCAUAUGAAUGAAUCACAUUGGGGGUUAAUUGUAAUUGAUUUGCUGAAUAGUAGGUUGUUGUUUGAUGAUGGCUACAAACUGCAGCCUGAUGCGAGUGUACUACCGAACAUCAAGUAUGUCCUUGAUAUUUUUCAACGUAUAAGGCCUGCUGCUACUUGCUUUCAAAAUUCCUUCUGGAAUGCCAUUAAUCAAUUUGAGCGUUUUGGUAUGCCAUCUCAACAUGGAUGCGCAAGAGCAGGUCAAGGCACUGGAAGUUGUGGUGUAGGCGUCAUUCUAGCUGCAAGAGAUUUCCUUCACAAGGGUGUAGAAGAGGUGGUGUAUCAGUUUGGAUGGAGUUACACAGAAAUGAGACCUUUGAGGAAACAGUUGAUGAUUCAGAUUCUUAAGUGGGGAUCUAUGUAG